AUGGUGAUUGAAGCAAUCAUAGAAUUAAUUUUUAAACAUUGCAAUUCACUCGAUUAUAUUUGCUUUGAUGUCAGAAGGUUCCCAAUAAUUUUUAAUAAUAUAUUGACAAAAUGUUGUAUGCUUCAUAAUUCUAUGAACGAUCCAUCAUGUUUUCGACGAUUAACAACUUUGGAAUAUCAUGGCGUUGGUUCAAAUUAUACUAUUCCUGAAUGCAUCGUUCUGGAUCUUUUAUUCUCCUUAUCAGGAGUUUGUCAAAAUCUUACUUACCUGAAGAUAAGAUCUUUCGCUGCUCCAACUUGCGAUUCUUUGGCAACUUUAAUUCAAUCUCAAAGAGGUCUUCGUAAGUUACUUUUAUGGGAACUAAAUCUACAUGAUAUAUCAUGUAUUAUCGAAGCUAUUGGUAGUCAAGCACACAGUAUAAGAGAAAUUGAAUUAUUUCAAUGUUCAUUUGAACUUUGUGAUUCUUUUGAAGGAUUAGCUUGUUGUCAUCAUUUAAAUACUCUAUCAAUAAUACAAUGCGAUUAUUUGACAUCGAAUCUUUUAGAAUCAUUAGAAAAUGCUCACUUUCCUUACAUUGAAAAAUUAGAACUAAAAUAUUUUAAUUAUUCAUUAACUGAUUUGAAUCCUGAAGAUAUUCCAUCUAAUCAAGUAAAAAAUAUUAUAAAGAAUUGUAGUGAUAAUCUUCAAUAUCUUUAUACUAAUCUUAAAUUAGAUGAUUAUUUUGGUAUUAUCGAAUCAAUUUCAACUUAUUGUACAUUAAUUACUAGCCUAGAACUAAAUAUGCAAAGAGCUGAACAAAUACAUGACCUUUUACCUAUAUUAGAAUCAUGUCAAAAAUUAGAGAAAUUGAUAAUUCAACCUAUUCAACCAAUAAGAUUUUUUCCAAUAUAUUAUAGUGUUUCUAACGAUCAAAUUCGAUGGUUUGCAUCAAAAUUACCAUCAAGUAUUCGACAUCUUGAAAUAAGAUAUUGGACUAUUCAUGCUCAAGAUUUAGAAGAUAUACUUUCAAUAUGUGGUCGAAGUCUGUAUUAUAUAGCAUGGGGAUUUUCUGAUGUUAAAGUUGUAGGUGAUCAAAAAUAUUUUACUCAAGUUAUUACUGAGCAUUGUAAGAAAGAGUCAAGAAAAAUUAAAAAAAUAGGUACUCCACAAUUCUUUUGUGAUAUUGAUGACAAUCAUAAAAAUAAAGGAACUGUUUAUGUAGAGUUUUAA
Messenger RNA from Cetraspora pellucida, 1209 nucleotides. The record is from the annotation of a GenBank genome assembly. NCBI's taxonomy places the organism in Eukaryota, Fungi, Glomeromycota, Glomeromycetes, Diversisporales, Gigasporaceae.